UGGGGGAAGAGAAAUAAGUAGCAUAUCCAAAACCCUCUAAUAGUCCAAACUCCAGAGGAAGAAGCUUUCUUCUUCUUGUUCAUUUCAGCUGGAGCCUCAAAAAUCAAUAAAUUCUGAGCUGAAAAAUGAAAGCUUUCUGCGCCAUACGGGUCGCCGACUUUGCUUCUCCUCUGCAAGUCUUAUUCAGCACCGGAAGGUGUUGCAAUGUGAAUGAUUCAAGCUUCAAGUUGACGUAUCACUACCCACUGAAGUUUGUGAGGACUAGACUUGCUUUCCCUCAAAAGAUCUUUAUCUGUCGGGCGAGGUUUGCGGACUCUGGGGUGGAAGGGUCAUUUAGCUUAAAGCUGGUAUCUCCAGCUCUUUUAGCGGCUGAGAAAGAAGAAGCCAAAGCUGUCCUAACCUUGUUCUUGAAGAAACAAGGCCUCAGCCAUACAAUUGCUGCGAGAACCAUAAACAAGUCAGAGCUUUUCAUUGAUCACCUUGUCGCUAGGCUUCAUUCUGUUCAUAAAUCCCGGUAUCUAGUAGGACGGGAGCUAACCACUCUUGAGAUAAGGGAGGCUCUGAUCCCUUACCUUGAAUCCCUUCUAGAGGAGCAUGGAAUUUAUAUGGUAGAUGUGGUUGAAAGCUUUCCAGAUGCACCAGUUAAAGAAAAGCCAGCUGCACCAGUUAUUAAAUCUCAGUCAUCUGUUGACUUAAAGAAGUUGAGAGCCAUAUCUAGAGUAAGUGAGAUAGGCCCAGCUGGGAAGCUCCCACCUCACAUCCUAUACCUUUUAGAGCUUGGAAUGGAUCUUGAUCAAAUAAAGGGUAUUGCACGCAGAUUUCCAUCUUUUGCCUACUACAGUUUGGAGGGAAAAAUAAAACCAACUGUCGAGUUUCUCCUUGAUCUUGGGGUCCCAAAAUCUGAUAUUCCUACAAUCCUCUUUAAGAGGCCUCAGCUGUGCGGAAUCAGUCUUUAUGAAAAUAUUAUGCCCACCAUGAGAUUCUUAGAAAACCUAGGUGUGGACAAGAAAAAGUGGGCAAAAGUGAUAUACCGCUUUCCAGCCCUCCUCACAUAUAGUAGGCAGAAGGUGAAAACAACAGUUGAUUUCCUCUAUGAAAUGGGCCUUUCAGAAGAGAUCAUAGGUAAGGUUUUGACGAGGUGCCCGAACAUUAUAAGUUACAGUGUCGAGGAGAAGUUACGGCCCACAGCUGAGUACUUUUGCUCACUGGGGGUGGAUGUUGGUGUUCUUCUAAGUCGAUCUCCCACAGUUUUUGGCCUUAGUAUUGAGGCCAACUUGAAGCCUGUGACAGAGUUUUUCUAUGGAAGGGGAUAUACUAUGGAGGAAAUUGGAACCAUGAUUUCAAGGUAUGGAGCUUUAUAUACUUUCAGCUUGACAGAGAACUUGAUGCCAAAAUGGGAGUUCUUUUUGACCAUGGAUUAUUCAAAAUCAGAGCUGGUUAAAUUCCCUCAAUACUUUGGUUAUAGUUUGGUAGAAAGGAUUAAACCAAGAUAUGCACUUAUGAAGGAAUGUGGAGUGAUGUUACUAUUGAACCAGUUGUUAUCACUAUCGGCCGCUAACUUUGAUAAGGCUCUUAAAAAGAAAAUUGAGAAAGUGGCUGCUGCCAAUGGUGACGAUCCUGACACAGACGUUGAAAUAUGAAAUCUGUGUGCAAGUAUUAUAACGAUUCGGGAAGCACAUUUCCGGUACAAUUGCCACAUUGAAACUAAAACUAGAUGCCUUUUGGCAAUGGGAUGACGUAUUGCUUCGGAACUUGGAUACUGUAUAUGAUUCUUCUGAGCAGUAGCUGCAGACAAGAGGCAUUGGAUUAUUGUCUUAUACUUUUGAAGCUUCAGAAGAGAAAUAUGCUGCAGAAUGACAUCCUCGAAAAUGAAUGAUGAAACAUCUGCCUUGUUCGUAAGGCUACCUCGAAAACUUAUUGUAUGUGCUGGUUAUAUAUAUAACCUUUUUUUUCCACAUGAUGCACUUAGGAUAUACUCUUAUAAGUGGGAAUUUUUAAGGGGAACUUAUAUGGCCCUGUGGAGUUUUCAGGUUUCCUAUUCUGCACUGCUGUUGAUAGUGUGAUUUAGGGAACUUGGUGGAUCACAUUUUGUUGUACAUUGUAAUUGAAAUGAGUCCACUUCAUUUCCCUAACCAUUUACUUGUAUUCUCCUGUGAUCUAAAUGAUGUACUUUCUUUUUGUUAAAUGUAAAGGGCUGCUUCGUGAGAUGGAUUA
Molecule: messenger RNA, 2214 nt
Organism: Rosa rugosa (rugosa rose)
Lineage: Eukaryota; Viridiplantae; Streptophyta; Magnoliopsida; Rosales; Rosaceae
Product: transcription termination factor MTERF5, chloroplastic
Exons: 5
Coding region: 126-1640 (504 amino acids)
Biological process (GO): regulation of DNA-templated transcription
Molecular function (GO): double-stranded DNA binding
Source: RefSeq, a predicted model, not a curated record